UGAGAAGAUUUGGCUGGUUUGAUCUAGCCUUCUUUGCUUCUGUCCUACAAGUAGCUAGAUGUUUGUUUGUAGCUCGACUCCCCGGCACCAGCAACCUGUAUAGUACUGUGUUGAAUCUCGCUCUGUUUUCAGUGUCUCAUGGUUUACUAGCUGUAACAUUACUUUGCCACCUCCGGUUAUGACUGCGAGACGAGUAGAAGUCACGUCUGAUGCCUUCUAUGGCUGCGUGACACAUGCCUUGUCGACUGAGAUGGAAGAAGUAAUGGGACUUCUGGUUGGCGAUGUAGACAAUGAUCACGUGGUGCGAAUUUCAGUGAUCCUGCCGUUGCGCAGAAUGGACAAACGCAAGGACCGAGUUGAACCCAGCCCAGAACAGCUGUGUGCUGCUGCCGUGCAAGCCGAGGCCUGGGCCAUGGGGUCGUCAGGACGCCAACACCGAGUCAUAGGCUGGUAUCACUCUCAUCCGCACAUCACCUCCAUGCCGUCUCAUGUUGACUGCGGGACACAGUUUACCAUUCAGAGGAUGGAUAAGGACUUCAUAGGUAUAAUUAUAUCUUGCUUCCAUACAAAGACUCCAUCUGAGCCCUACCAUCGUGUCGCAAUGACGGAUGCUGUUGAUCGUGUUCAAGUGACCUGCUUUCAAGCAGCUGAGACUAGACAUGGGCAUGUGUCAUGUCAUGUACCUCUUGACAUUACACCGACAGCUGCACCCAGUCAGCUCCUGGCGGACCAACUAGUUCAAAUUCCUAAUCUUCUUUUUAAGGAGGAGCAAUCUUCUUUGGAAGCGUCACUAGCACAGACGGGAGAUAAGGAUGUCAUUGCUCUCUUGCAGAAUAUAUCCGUUUACACCCAAGCCCUUUGUUCAAUCAUGGACAUCUUUGCCAUCCCAAUGCUGCAUUCAUUACAGUCUUGCCUGAGUGAGUAUGAGCGGCGCAAGGUGAGCCUUCGCAAGGAGAAACAAGACCUGGAGAAGCGGCUGAAAGUCCUGCGCCGCACGAAAACGAUAACGGAAGUCUGACCAUUGGGUGCGUCAUUCUAAAUAUUAAAUUAUCAGUGCCUACCUCUGCUGUGCAGGGCUGCCCCACCGCAAGCGUAUGUCUGGAACAUAUUGAUCUGUUUUACUCCGCUCCCCACUAGCACUCCGUUGUUGAAAACAAUAUUCCUUUGCAUAGGCAUGGCCUUGAUUUGUGAUUGCCAGCAGUUUGUACAGUAUACAUAGACCAAUGCGCCGAUGCACUCUCGUUCGUUUGUACAAAAUUAGUGAACACUGUUUUUGUUUCCAUCUACGAUGAUGAUCUUCACCUUUAUCGAUGUUUCUAUACCUCCUUUAUAGAGACUAUAACUAUGUUGCCUCUAUCAGUCUAUAUCCUUGUCACUGUCAAUGUGGCAGCCUAUCUUGCAUGAACAUAGUCAGUGUUGGAGUGUCCACUGUGACUCUGUCAUACUUCAGAAGUAUAAAUACCCUGAUAAUGUAUAGGGUGUUGGCUGCUGGUAUGUUGUGUUCUCCCUCUAUUGUGUGCGCACAUACUGUCUCUUUUCAACACGCAUAACGUUACACGUGUCCCACGGAUGAACCUGUUCAUAAUGAGAACUGCGCCAAACUGCUCUCUCUCUCUCUCUCUCUCUCUCUCUCUCUCUCUCUCUCUCUCUCUCUCUCUCCCUCCCUCUCUCUCUCUCUCUCUCUCUCUCUCUCUCUCUCUCUCUCUCUCUCUCUCUCUCUCUCUCUCUCUCUCUCUCUCUCUCUCUCUCUCUUUCUCUCUCUCUUUCUCUCUCUCUUUCUCUCUCUCUCUCUCUCUCUCUCUCUCUCUCUCUCUCUCUCUCUCUCUCUCUCUCUCUCUCUCUCUCUCUCUCUCUCUCUCUCUCUCCCUUGAAUGCUCUUUCAGGUAUCAGUAUCUUGAAUGAAGUUAUUUGUUUUGAUAUACAUAUCACUUCAAUGUAUAGCCAUGAUCCUCUGCUACAGUUGUAAGGCCUAUGUUCGUAUUAGUUUUUUACUCUUCCUUCAAAUACUUACACGUUACAUGACUGUCCUGCAUGCUGAUAUUCUCGGUUCUAACUUUAAUUCUUGCCUGGUUGCAUGUCAUCCCCGUUGAGGAUGACUCAAGUAUUGCCUAA
Sycon ciliatum is the source of this 2112-nucleotide messenger RNA. Its product is annotated as lys-63-specific deubiquitinase BRCC36-like. Gene Ontology annotation, cellular component: BRCA1-A complex; BRISC complex. The record is from RefSeq and is a predicted model, not a curated record. Gene Ontology annotation, biological process: double-strand break repair. The transcript has 9 exons. Bases 179 to 1018 code for a protein of 279 amino acids. Lineage: Eukaryota; Metazoa; Porifera; Calcarea; Leucosolenida; Sycettidae. Gene Ontology annotation, molecular function: polyubiquitin modification-dependent protein binding; metallopeptidase activity.